Messenger RNA from Jaculus jaculus (lesser Egyptian jerboa), 1512 nucleotides. It is a transcript of the gene Ostf1, whose product is annotated as osteoclast stimulating factor 1. The transcript is spliced from 10 exons. Lineage: Eukaryota; Metazoa; Chordata; Mammalia; Rodentia; Dipodidae. The record is from RefSeq and is a predicted model, not a curated record. Gene Ontology annotation, molecular function: protein binding. The coding region runs from base 164 to 808 and encodes 214 amino acids. Gene Ontology annotation, biological process: signal transduction.
CCAGCGUCGGCGCGUCCUGCAGCCCUGGGCGGGCAGGCGGGGGUCCGAGGCGCACCAGCACGCCAGCCACGAAGAAGCUCGGGUGGGACCCCGGCAGCCGCUGCAGCGACGUUCGCCUGGCUCUUCGGACGCCGUCUCCGGACCGGUCGCUCAGGGCAGCGAGAUGUCGAAGCCGCCUCCCAAACCCGUCAAACCAGGGCAAGUUAAAGUCUUCAGAGCUCUGUAUACUUUUGAACCUAGAACUCCAGAUGAACUGUACUUUGAAGAAGGUGAUAUUAUCUACAUCACGGACAUGAGUGAUACCAAUUGGUGGAAAGGAACCUGCAAAGGCCGGACUGGGCUAAUUCCAAGCAACUAUGUGGCUGAGCAGGCAGAAUCCAUUGACAAUCCAUUGCAUGAAGCUGCAAAAAGAGGCAACUUGAGCUGGUUGCGGGAGUGUUUGGACAACCGAGUGGGAGUGAACGGGCUGGACAAAGCUGGAAGCACUGCCUUGUAUUGGGCUUGCCAUGGGGGCCACAAAGAUAUAGUAGAAGUGCUGUUUACUCAGCCAAACAUUGAACUGAACCAACAGAACAAGUUGGGAGACACAGCUCUGCAUGCUGCGGCCUGGAAAGGUUAUGCAGACAUUGUCCAGUUGCUUCUGGCAAAAGGUGCGAGAACAGACUUAAGAAACAAUGAGAAGAAGCUGGCCUUGGACAUGGCUACAAAUGCCGCCUGUGCGUCUCUCCUGAAAAAGAAACAGGGAGCAGAUGCAGUGCGGACGUUGAGCAACGCCGAGGACUAUCUUGAUGAUGAAGACUCGGAUUAAUUCCCCUGUGGAGCUGCUUUGAGUUCUAAACUUCUUUUGCUUUUGCCAUUCCAAAACCUUGUUUUGUUUGUUUGUUUUUGUUUUUAUUUUGCCAGAUGAGUAUUGAUAACUGUAAGACAAAUGAAACAAAGUCUGUAUGAACAUGGCGUGUCAUACUGUGGCGGAGGAUGUGUAAAUGAGUAGCUCUCACCUUCAGUUUGCCAAGAAGUGGCUGGAUCCUUUGCUGUAUAAAGUGAAUUUAUGUUUGCCAGAGUGCAAGAGAUUAUUUCUAUUUAUCAUGCUAAAAGAAUUUUAAGAAAUUAUUUCUUUAAAAAAAUCAGAUUUUUUUAAAAGUAAAAUUCUUUACCUCAAUCAAGGAUUGGUAUAUUUUGAGUGGGUUUCUUUUUUCAAAGCAGGGCAUGGAUAAUACUUAUAAUAAUAGACCAAAAUACUUAACAGAGAUUGUCAGCUAUUCUGACAAAAAUAAACAGUUGAAGAGACUUUUAUUCCUUUUGCCUGUUUUGUGAUAUCAUUUCAUUCCUGGUAAACAAAGAAAGCAUUUUAUAGUUAGGUAAGAACUUAUUUUAUUUUUAAAAUUAUAUCUUAUAUUUGUUAGCACAGAGAAUUGCCAUAGCCAAGUUUCUGUCCAAGUUCCUGUUUCUUCUUUGUUUAAGACAGUAAGCAUUGAGAAAGUGCAUGUUUAAUAAAAGAUAAAGUUUUAACAA